Messenger RNA from Diachasma alloeum, 5163 nucleotides. RefSeq lists its product as uncharacterized. The coding region runs from base 574 to 4341 and encodes 1255 amino acids. Lineage: Eukaryota; Metazoa; Arthropoda; Insecta; Hymenoptera; Braconidae. The record is from RefSeq and is a predicted model, not a curated record. The transcript is spliced from 17 exons.
AGCGUCACGUCAUCGUCUCGAGGACUUUAGCUUGGUGCGCGCUUACAAUUGCAUUGCAAAUAUUAUACCGAGAGUACACAUCACGAUUGGGUACCAAAAUGGCCGCCACCUGAGAAUCAAUAUUGUUAUUUUUUUUAUUUACGCCGAGUAAAUAGAAUUGAUUUUCGUUCGGUUGAUUUUUGUUAGUGAAAUGGUGAACUGUGACGUGUAAAUUGCUCGUUGGAUUAGGAGAAUUCACCUGACUUGAGUUCACCGAAAAAUAAUCAGAGGGACUGAAGAUUGAGAGAAGAUCCAGCCGUUGUCCGGUCCCAAUGAGUUUCUCACAAGGACGUAUUUACGCACUCACAAAGUCGUUCGUGUACCGGUGGGAAAGAUUGAAAUUUUAACGAGCCGCAUAGGAAGUGCACAGAGAGAUAGAGAGAGAGAGAGAGAGGAGAGAUAAAGAAUUUAUACAUAAAACGAGAAGCUGACCAGCCUGGUCAAACGCGCCUUGUGGUUUUGCGUUUUAACGGUAUUGAGAGUUAAAAUACUCAUUCGUUUUGUAUAACGUAAAGGCCUAAUCGAAUUCCAGAGAUGAUACGAGUUACAGUGUGGUUGUGGGUAAUCGCUGGGGCGUAUCUGUUUGACUACGCCUACGGUCAUGUUGCCCUCAAGUUCCCACGUGCAAGAAAAUAUGAUCUUGAUUUUUUGGAUAGCGCUAGAACACCAGGACCUUGUGGAAUGCCUAGAGGGGACAUCAAGACGAGUUUAUUAGCCGGAAGUAAAUUUAACGUAACCUGGCACCUGGCGUAUCCCCACCGAGGAGGAUUCAGAUUGCAGAUCCUUGACGCUCUCGAUAGGCCACUUAUCGACCUCACACCUGUGACACAGCUCAGUGAAUUUGUCGAAGAAGAUGCAACGGCACAGAGUUAUCCCGUUGAAUUACCACAGAAUUUCACCUGUACAGAUUGUACAGUGAGAUUGCUACGCGAGGCAGAGGAGUGGGGAUCGAGUUACAGGUUCUGGUCCUGUGCGGAUAUUGACAUACUGGAGAGAAAGACAUACAGAGAAGAUUGCAGCGGUCAUGGGAGAUAUCUUUUGGGUAGAUGCAGGUGUGACCGGUUUUAUCACGGGGCUAGGUGUGAAUUCAGAGAGGAUUGCCUAGACGAUUCAGACUGCGGUAAUCAGGGCACCUGUGUCGACAAUGGUGGUACAACAGCCCCAACAAAACACUGUUAUUGCAAUGUUGGAUGGUUUGGUCCGGGAUGUAGCAAACGAUCCCCAGUUAAAACAACGGAAAUUGAUCUCGACGGUUACACGAUGAAACGUUUUUCCGAUGACUUUGCAUUCUACUGGAGAAUUCUCAAGGACACGAGUGAAUUGGAAGGCGUUAUGGUAGUGAACGGCACCUCGUGGGUUGGCGUUGGUUGGAGACCAACGAGUUUGACCCCAGCCUGCCGCGCCUUCCCCGAGAUCCACAGUAAGAGUGAUAAUGCUGAGCCCCUGCCACGUCCCGAGCCAAAGUCCGAACCCACGAGUAGAUCCAAUGGUGCCAAGGCCAAUCAGCCUACAGCCGAACCCGAGCCGGAGGCAUCAUCCCCCAAGAAUGUACGUAAACAAACGGCUAAACUUCGAAAUCCAUCUGGGGAAGCAGAGAGUGAGCCCGAACCUAGUGCUGAGCCGUCGAGAUCAGGGGCUAAACGACGAUCGGCAAGACCCCAUGAUCUCGGGGUUACACCGAGAAUUGAUACUGACGUGACGGUACAAACGAGUGUUACUUAUCGCGUCAGCACAAAACAAGGCCGUAAGAGAAGGUCCCCCGAGUCAGCGAGUGCCGAGCCAACUGGAGAGCCUACGAGUGAACCAGAGCCUGAUAAAUUACAUCCUGAACCCACAUCCGAACCCAGUAGUGAGCCUUCGUCAGAACCAAAAUCCGAACCUACUAGUGAACCCAUCUCUAAAUACCAAUCCGAACCCAGUAGUGAACCCCCCGCUGAACCCAUAUCCAAGCCAAAAUCCGAACCUACUAGUGAACCUGCUUCCGAACCAAAGUCUGAGCCUACUAGCGAGCCCUCAUCCGAACCCAAAUCCGAACCUACUAGUGAACCCACCUCCGAGCCUUCUACUGAACCUGCUUCUGAACCUACUAGUGAACCCUCUCCAGAACCAAAAUCUGAGCCUACUAGUGAACCCACUUCCGAGCCAAAAUCCGAGCCCGAACCCUCAUCUGAACCUAAUGGGAAAUUAGACGUAAUAUCACAUCCCGAGCCCGCGGCCCCAUUGGAUACUGCGUCUAGCACCAAAUCGGGAUCAACCGAAGCUCCAGUGAGACCGGAGAUACACAAGUAUACUCCGAAGCACGAUUUCAACCCGAUGGAUUGUACAGACAUGGUGAUUGGUAUGGCUAGGGGUAAUACCCACAGGAUAGGUGACUAUUAUACUAGAGAUCGUUCAACCCCUCGACGUGACGAUUUUUGGGGUGGAAAGGAAAGUUUAACAGCCGCAAUGGGAUUUGAAAAGGACGGGGUAACGACUAUCGUAUUCAGACGAAAACUCAAUACCAAUGAGCUCAGUGACCACGAGAUUGUGGAUGGAGACAUGCAAGUUAUAUGGGCUAAGGGACAGGAGACGGGUAAAUAUAUUCAUCAGCCAGCCAGUGGUAUUGAAAAGAGCACAGUCAGCGUCAAAGACUUCUACAAAGCUGAUGAACUCAAGUAUCAUGGACACAGGAGUCAGAGAGGCGUUGCAGCCUUCAACUUUUUCGAUGAGAAGAACAAGCAAGAAUUUGGGGGACAUAAUUCACUCCUCGAGAGCGGAAAAUGCGGAGGUGAAUGGAGACAUCCAAGGAACUGUGCGGUUGAAAAUGCCACCUGCGAUUAUUACAUUCGUUGGAUCUACAGGGCGAAGAAGGACGAAAUGACUUUCACAAUUAUCACAAAGGAUACGGACAAGUGGACGGGUGUUGGUUUCUCGGAGGACGAUAAAAUGACUCAAACGGACGCAGUUUUGGGCUGGGUCGAUAGGACCAAUGGUCGUGCCUUUGUCAUGGACACGUGGAUAAGUGGCUAUAGCUUGCCCCUUUUGGAUCAAUCACAAGACAUCAUGAAUUCCAGCGGUAAACUCGAGAAUGGCAUGACAACUCUGACAUUCACCCGGAAACGAUCAACCAAGGACGCGAAUGACCUGUCAUUCACCGAUGAUCAUUGUCUGUACAUGAUGUUCCCUGUGAAGGGUGGUAUGUUCAAUCCGGUGAACAAAAAAAUUAGGAAACAUCUUGGCAUACCCAUUGUCUCGUCCGACAGAAUAUGCAUAAAGUCUUGUGGCAUUGAAGAUGAGGAAGAUAUGCCUUCUACACCAUCACCCUCGCGACUUUAUUACGAUGUUGAGGUAAAAUUGGUGAAUCUUGGCGCUGGAUUUCAACCACCACAGCCGGGUAGUCAAGAUUUUGAGGUAAUUUCAAACACAAUUUCCGACAAUUUCGGCCCCACUUUGACAAAAUUACCUGGAUAUUACGCAAUUAAACUCAACGAGUUGCAGAGAAAUGGUGAUGAUGGAGUUAUUGCAAAGAUGAAUCUGAUAUUGGAUAAAAAUGAGGCAAAGGGAAGAGCCUUGAGGCCGAGCGACACUGUUGCAGUCGCUGAGGGAGCCCUCAAAGAGGCACUCUUGACUGGUAGAGUUGGUUCACUCACGGUUGACCCUCAGUACUUGUUUGUCAGAGCUCCACUAUCUAAUGACCUGGCCGAUGAGUUAGAGGACGACAGCAUUAGAUCAAACGACUUGUUAAUGGGCGCUACAAAGCUAUAUGUUGUCAUUGGUUGUGUUGCUGCACUGGUUGCUGUAGCACUCCUUCAGGCAUCCUGCACUGUGUACAAAGCAACGAGGAAACGUACCACAAAGCAGGAGCGCUUAAUAGCUCACAAUGCUUGGAGGGAUUACUCGACAGGUGCCAAUACAAAUUUUGCCUUUGAGGCAUUUGAAACCGAGGAGAAAGCUCCACCACCGCCAGUAUCCAGUCUUCCAAGGCACAGGGACGUUACGGACGGUGUUAUACCGAGAUCAAGCAAUGGAAUGAGUACAAUGGAGAAUCAUCACAGAUUGAGCAGUCAUCAGCAGCUUUCAGCACCAAGAGCAACGUACAGUUUACCACGUGCCCCUGGCCCACGUCAGCCGCCCCCACCACCUCAACCAGGCUAUUAUACCCAGGAUCGUAGAAAUCAUCGACCCAAGAGUCACCAUGGCAAUGGUAUGUCAUCCCAGCAGACGUCUCAACAGCCAGAUUUUUAUUUCAUGCCGAGUCAGAGGAAAUACAGUGGUGAAGUGGUACGUGUCUACGUUGAUUAUGGUAAUCAGAAGCCCAAAUAAGAUUCCCCAAUGCGGAAGGAGUUGUCAGACUCUAGGUGAAACGACGCAAUACUGCUUUUGUAAAUAAUUGCGAGUUUUUUUUUAUCAUUGUUAUCUGAGUGACGUUUUCUAGUGAUAAUUCCUUCGGUAUUUAGAGAGAAAAAUAUGGCGUUAAACGAUAAAUACACUGUUAGAAAUUCUCCUCUGUUGAUAAUAUUUGACCUUUUUUCGUUUGAGUUAUAAAAUUUUUUCCUCACGAAUUUCUAACAGUGCGAGUGGUGCUGAAAUGCCCGGAGUGAAGUAGUCACUGGCGAAGUGUCUCAUUUUUUUUGUAUAUAAAAGAAAGAAUAUAGCGGACGAGACCUCAUCAAAAACGCGCGUCACGUGCCCCAGACACGACGUAUUGGACUAGGGGGAGAAAAAAAAUCCAUCUGUUUUCAUGUAGACGAGGGAGAAUACUUUGAAUCAUGUGAACAAAAAUAAAAAUAUCAAUGGAAAAUAACCCUGCGCUCUCGACCAAAGAGACUUAUGUAUUAAUAUUUACAGAAUGAUGAUAAGCGCAGGUGACAGUAAAUCAUAUUUUCUCUCGUUAUAAAAAACUUGGGCAUGUGACUUUAGCGAUAAUGUUAUUGCUCCGACGUCCCAAACCAAGUACCUACAUUAUACUCUAAGAGAUAAUUGCAAAGUGCUAUUUAUGUAAGUUACCCCUAACGUACUAUAUUAUCUGUAGAUAAAGAAAGAAAAUUGAAUGAAAUUUUUCAUUGCAAGAUGGAAAUUUCGAGUUGUAACUCGUGUCAUUUACUCCACGUGCAAUAAAAACGUUUGUACAUUCUUUUUUUUUAA